This is a messenger RNA of Menidia menidia (Atlantic silverside), 2876 nucleotides long. Lineage: Eukaryota; Metazoa; Chordata; Actinopteri; Atheriniformes; Atherinopsidae. The record is from the annotation of a GenBank genome assembly.
AUGUCAGCGCUACGGCCCCAUAGGCGUUGGUGUUCGUGUCCGUCCGAAGAUGCGUUACGCACCGGCAGCAUCAGUACCAGCUCGGCCGCGCUAGCAGAGCUUCUACCCGGGGACGGAGGGCGGAAACCGGCCCAGUGCGGAGCUCAGGCGGCGCCGGUGCAUCUGGACGGCAGGAUGGGAGACCAGAAGGAGUCUCUGCGUAAGAUCACCCACACGCUGGCCGUGAAGAACGAGGAGAUCUCCAACUUCGUCUGCACUCUCAAGCAGAGCCUGGAGAACCUGGAGGCGAACUCCGGCCGGGUGCAGGAGGACCUGGAGUCGGAGUUCAGCGCCCUGCACGCCGUCCUGGGCGAGAUGAAGGAGAGCAUGCUGACGCGCAUCAAGCAGGAGAGGGCCAGUCGCACGUACGAGCUGCAGAGUCAGCUGAGCGCCUGCUCCAAGGCCCUGGAGAGCUCGGAGGAGCUGCUGGAGCUGGCCAACCAGACGCUCUGCUCGGCGGAGGCCGACGGCUUCACCCAGGCGGCCAAAGACAUUAAGGAUAGCGUGACGAUGGCGCCGGCCUUUCGACUCUCCCUGAAGGCCAAAGCCAGUGACAACAUGAGUCACCUGAUGGUGGAUUUCAGCCAGGAGAGGGAGAUGCUGCAGGAUCUCAGGUUCCUCCCAGUUCCCGCCACCCCAGAGAUCCAGGUGUCAGAGUGCCAGGUGUGCGACAACACGGUGACCGUCGUCUGGACCUUGCCCGAGCCCGACAGCAAGAUCGACCACUACAUCCUGGAGCACCGGCGGACCAAUCACGAGGGCCCGCCCCGCAUCAGAGAGGACUACCCCUGGAUGGUGCUGGAGGGGAUCCGAGAGAAGGAGCACACUCUCACAGGUCUGCGCUUUGACACCCGAUACAUGACGUUCAGAGUGAGAGCGUGCAACAAGGCCGUGGCCGGGGAGUUCUCGGAGCCCGUCACUCUGGAAACCCACGCCUUCACGUUCAAACUGGACGCCGGCUCGGCCCACCAGAACCUGAAGGUGGAGGACCUGAGCGUGGAGUGGGACAGCAGCGGGGGAAAGGUGCAGGAGAUCCGCAAAGAGAAGAACCGAACCAACUCCCCGAUGCACUCCCCGGCCAGGACGGCCCUGAUGUCUCCAAAGAGGGCACCGACGGCCCGGCCCGGCAGAGACAGGUUCACGGCCGAGUCCUACACCGUUCUGGCGGACACCAUGAUCGACGCGGGCCAUCAGUACUGGGAGGUGCGCUUCGACAAGGAGAGCAAGGCCUUCGCGGUGGGCGUGGCCCUGCGCAGCCUGGGCCGCUUCGACCAGCUGGGCAAGAGCAGCGCGUCCUGGUGCAUCCACCUCAACAACUGGCUGCAGCAGAGCCUCACGGCCAAGCACAACAACAAGGCCCGCACCCUGGACUGCCCCAUCCCGGCCAGCAUCGGGGUCUACGUCAACUACGACGAAGGUUUACUCUCCUUUUACAACGCCAAAACGAAGGUGCUGAUGCAUAGCUUCAAAACAAAGUUCCAGCAGCCAGUCAUCCCGGCCUUCAUGGUGUGGAACGGGAGCUUCUCGGUGGUGACCGGCCUGCAGGUUCCCAGCGUGGUGCAGAGCGGCCAGAGGAGGAACAGCGGCACCAGCAGCUCCAACGCCAGCCUGACCUAGCCCCCCCCUCCCCCAGCCGGACGCCGCCCAGAUCACCUCCUCUGCACAGGCGGCGUCUGGACGCCGUAUCGCCGAAACGCCGAAAGUUUCUACCCCUGCAUGACGGCAAACAUUGAUUUCCAGGAAACAGAAGGCCACCUCUCAGCGACCGGUCCUCCAGGUGUCUUAACCGUGGCUCUCGUAACCGCUUGGGAGGCAUUAGCUUUCAUCUCAGUUUUUUUCCCCCUCGCCGCACAUCGUUUCCGCACUGCUGCUAGAGCUCCGUGUUAGCGCUGGCCGCUGCUCCCCCGCCGCCACCAAAACUGUCCGCUGGUCGUCUCCAUCCCUGUGCCUUCCCUCUCACGUCCAAACCCAGCGGUCUGCCUCCACGGGCUUCAUCUCCACCAAAAGUUAUCAACCCCUCCGUGUUUCUGAUGAAAGUCUACUUGUUGUAUCGGUGUCAGUGUUGGGCAGAGCGAGCCUCCGCCCACCAGUCGGUCAGUGUUAAUCCAAUAGUACCAUGCUUGUAGAUGUUGCCUUAGAGCAACUCAACACUAAUUAAUCGAGUUUUUAAAAAAUUUGCCACGACACGCAAGCUGAUCGAUAUCUAAAGCAUUUCACUAUGUGGACCUCCGCUUUGCAUACGUAAACCAGGUCCCCCAGGCUGAGCAUCCACACAGAGUCUGAGGGAUUCCUGUUGUGCCGUUAUAGGCCAGCGGGGGCUUUUCGGGAGCAGCUCCUGUAUCUGAACGCUGCUUCAUCCCCAUAUCCAGCGACUCCGUGUUAGUGCAGCAAAGACAACUAGCAAUGAGUAGCCAGCUGCCCGCAGUCCAAACAUAAAUAUUAAUUACACAGCCAGUAGUUCCAGCUAACAAACUGUACGAGAGGGAGCAAAGGGAGACACUCUGGAGACGUGUCCUGAAGACGGUGGUUUGGCCCCUCCCUGCCUGCCCUGUUACGUUUCCCCCGGCAGGCCUGCUUCGCCCUAUCUGUCCCUCUGUGUGCGUCUCCUGAAUAACUGUAGCCUGCAAUGCUUUUAUGAAGCAGCCAGCUGAGAGUUCUGUUCACGUCAUUACACAUGCGGACAAAAUGUCACCAUUUCCUGUAUAUAGUUUCAUUUUUUCACUCUGAUGUAUUAGUGGUGGAGGUAAUAAAGGAGCGUGAGCCUUUUGUUCUCGCACAGCCUUGUGGACGAGGAGCAAAACACAGACCUUCAUGAAACUUGUUUUUUUUUUUUUGUU